This is a messenger RNA of Penicillium cataractarum, 1605 nucleotides long. Its product is annotated as sulfatase family protein. The transcript has 2 exons. The coding region runs from base 1 to 1605 and encodes 534 amino acids. NCBI's taxonomy places the organism in Eukaryota, Fungi, Ascomycota, Eurotiomycetes, Eurotiales, Aspergillaceae. The record is from RefSeq and is a predicted model, not a curated record.
AUGGCAACUAAACAGAGACGCCCUAACAUUAUCUUCAUCCUUGCCGACGACCAUGCAUCCAAGGCAAUCAGUGCGUACGGCGCUGGUAUAAACCACACGCCAAACAUCGACCGUCUAGCCACAGAGGGAAUGAAGUUUAACCAUUGCUAUGUCACGAACUCGAUCUGCACGCCAUCUCGGGCCGCGAUUCUGACUGGAACUCAUAACCAUGUCAACGGUGUCAUGACGCUAGAUAGCAAAAUCAACAAGAAUCUGCCUAACGUGGCCAAAUCGCUUCGUGCGGGUGGCUAUGCUACUGCGAUGAUUGGCAAGUGGCAUCUUGGGGAGGGCACUGGUCACGAGCCUACGGGAUUCGACUACUGGUCUGUUCUUCCAGGCCAAGGCGAUUACUGGGACCCUCAAUUCACCGACCCCUCCGGCACUCACGUCGAGAGCGGAUAUGCUACCGAUAUCAUCACGGAGAAGAGCCUCAAGUGGAUUGACUCCGUGGUAGCUCGGAAGCAGCCUGAAGGCACUGAGGAGACCCAGCCGUUUUUCCUCAUGUGCCACCACAAGGCACCCCAUCGCUCAUGGGAAGCCCACGACCGUCACAAAGACAUGUAUAAAGACCCGAUUAAGGUCCCGGAGACUUUUGACGAUGAUUAUCGGAACCGAGCCCGGGCAGCGAAGGCUGCCAAAAUGCGCGUGGCCGAGGACAUGACAUAUCAGGAUCUUGGACUGGUGCAGCCCGAUGGUGGCGACAGUGUCGGCGAGAGAGUCCAGCAGGAGGGCAGCAACGCGCAACGCAAGAUUCCAUCGCCAGCCGACGUCACCUCCAUGCGCUUGAUUGACAAGGAGACAGCGGAGGUCUUCACUUUCUCGACACCCGACGAAUUGGCCCAAUUCAAGUUCCAGCGGUACAUGCAGCGAUACCUGCGUACUAUCCAGGCCAUUGAUGACAGCGUGGGCACAAUCCUGUCGUAUCUGGACGAGAAGGAGCUAGUCAACGAUACAGUCGUCAUUUACUCCUCCGACCAGGGCUUCUUCAUGGGCGAGCACGGCUGGUUCGAUAAACGCUUCAUGUACGAGGAAAGCUUCCAAAUGCCCUUCCUCAUCCGCUAUCCAGCUGCGAUCGCGGCUGGCUCAAUUUGCGAACACCUUGUCUGCAACGUUGACUUUGCGCCUACGUUCCUAGACCUGGCAAAUCUACGUAUCCCCACGUAUAUGCAAGGUGUCUCGUUUCUUCCUCUGCUUCAAAACCAGGGGUCAGCGCCUGGGGACUGGCAGAAGGUGGCGUACCAUCGUUACUGGAUGAACAAUGAUGAGAUUCACAACGCUGUGGCUCACUAUGGUGUCCGUGACCAGAGAUAUAAGCUGAUUUACUGGUACAAUGAGAGCUUAGGCAUUGAGGGUUCUCGGCCCGCCGGUCCUGUUCAGGGGGCUGAGUGGGAGUUGUUUGAUUGCGAGCAGGAUCCCCUGGAGCUGUUCAACGUGUAUUCAGAUCCACAGUAUAAGGAUGUGGUCAGGAACAUGACGAAGCUGUUAGAGGAUAAGAUGGAAGAGAUUGGUGAUGAAAUGGUUCACCCCCGAUCAAGGAGAGUGACUCGGGGGUCUUCAAGGCUCUGA